UGGUUAUGCAUCCAGUUCCCUGGUUGAUCUUCGUAUACCCAAUAGUAAUCGAAUACCAACCGUGGCUGCUCUUGUCCCUCACGGGGUACAAUCAUGGGCGCUGCGUUCCACUCGGACAACUUGCCAUUGAGAAAGGAAAAAGUAGUGAGUCCAUCCUUUUCACGUCUCUUUUUUGGCUACACAGUCAAGCAGUCCUUUCCCUUUUCCCUUUCUCUUUCCCUCACUACUACAAUCUCCUCUCACUCCUCGAUUAUUGCAGCAUCUGCAACGAGAAUCCCACAGUGGUCAUCUUCGCCCCAGAGACAAUUGCAAUGCAAGCUUCGCUAAUUACGUUUCUUCCCUUUCUGCUCCUCGACUACCAAAAAUUUCGUUGAACAAAUAGUUCCACCAUUCGUUAAACCAAUCUGUCCAAUUGCUUUGAAUCGUCUCAUUGUCCUCUGGCUCAGAUCUCUGGGCUAUCUCUUUCUGCUCACUUUCCUGCUUCUUCUUCGUCUUCUUCGUCUUCUUCAAGAUUUUGAGCAGCUGGAACGGGGAUGAUCAACUCGCUUGAAGGGGGAGCCGCGACUUGUGGUCUGUUGUCAUCCAAGAUUGGCGUCCUGGCUGAAGUCGAAGUGAGAAGAAUGCCGUGAGAGUGAUUGGAGGUCUUCGAGGCAGUCGAUAUGGCGCGGCGCCUUGGUGUGGAAGAGAGGGAGAAGAAGAUGGGCGCUUUUGUUGUUUCCCGCGUGGCUGGAACAAGACUUCUUCAUCAUCAUCAUCUUCUUCUUCUUCUUU
Molecule: messenger RNA, 771 nt
Organism: Sphaerulina musiva SO2202
Lineage: Eukaryota; Fungi; Ascomycota; Dothideomycetes; Mycosphaerellales; Mycosphaerellaceae
Exons: 1
Coding region: 6-374 (122 amino acids)
Source: RefSeq, a predicted model, not a curated record